Molecule: messenger RNA, 1173 nt
Organism: Sturnus vulgaris (Common starling)
Lineage: Eukaryota; Metazoa; Chordata; Aves; Passeriformes; Sturnidae
Gene: PARS2
Product: prolyl-tRNA synthetase 2, mitochondrial
Biological process (GO): prolyl-tRNA aminoacylation
Cellular component (GO): cytoplasm; mitochondrion
Molecular function (GO): ATP binding; proline-tRNA ligase activity
Source: RefSeq, a predicted model, not a curated record
ACCUCGUGCCCCACGUGUGGGGAGAAACUCAGUGAGACCAAAGGGAUUGAGGUAGGGCACACGUUUUACCUGGGCACCAAGUACUCGUCUGAGAACAAGCCCCAGCUGGCAGAAAUGGGCUGCUACGGCCUGGGUGUCACUCGCAUCCUGGCGGCCUCCAUCGAGGUGCUCUCCACUGAGGACAGCAUCCGCUGGCCCAGCCUCAUCGCUCCCUACCAGCUGUGCUUCAUCCCCCCCAAGAGGGGCAGCAAGGAGGAGGAGGGAGCGGUGCUGCUGGAGCAGGUGUAUGAUGACCUGGCUGAAGCACUGCCCCACCUGGCUGGCGACUCAGUGCUGGACGACCGGACCCAGCUGACCAUUGGUAAAAGGCUGAAGGACGCCAAAAGGCUGGGCUAUCCCUACGUGGUUGUAGCUGGGAAGAGGGUCUGCGAGGACCCUCCAGUUUUUGAGGUUUGGAAUCAGAAUGCUGACGAAGUUUUGUUCCUCACCAAAGAAGGGGUCAUAGAGCUGCUGAGUAAAGUGCAAGUCCCUUAGAUGCCUCCUCUCUGAGUCUGUCAUCUCUGCUGCAAUGAGAUUGUCUGAGCAGCCCUGGCCAUGGCUCUGGGUGAGCAGAGGCAAAUCCAGCACACAUCAGAGCCAGCCACAGUGUCCUGCAGGUGUGCCAGGUGCUGAGGUUGAGCUGGAAUCAGCCCACAUUCCCCCACAGGGCUGGGGACGUUCUUCCCUCUGGAUACAGGUCCCUGGCAGCUGCUUUUUCCAGCACUUGUAGCCUCGUUGGCUGUGGGAGCACACACCGCCUGGCAGGGACAGACUGGUCAUGGCCUCUGUCAGGAGCACAGGACAGCCAAGACAGCACAGGGGCACAGGAGGGCUCCCCUCACUGCCACAUUCUCAGCAUGAAGAAUUCUAAAAGAGAGACAAAGGAAGGUGACUUUCCUUUGUUUGCAUCUCUUUGGGAGCACUCGGGUCCCAUGAAGGUGGAAGCUUGCCAUGGCAGGCCCUGGGGCUCCCGUGAGGAACAGCUUGGUGCCAUCCCAGCAGCACUGAUGGACAGGGACCUGCUUGGAGGGGGUCACCUCACCCUGUGCCACAGCUCCUCUGUGUGAGAUCGAGAGAUCAUGAGCAACAGCGGUACCACUGUAAUAAAAUCACUGAAUCGUUUAGGUUGGAAAA